AUGGUCAGUCUGCUACGAAACUUUACAUCGAACUCAGGUGGACGUUUCUUUGAUGAAUCAUCGAGAAUGGACGACAGCAGAACGAUGCUUGAUCCCAUUCUGGCCACGGAGGAUGACGACAGCUUUCGACCGCUGCGUACUGUCCCUGCCUUCAGCAUCCAUCUCCUAGUGUCCAGUUGCAUUUCCUUGACUGGAAUCAUUCUAGCAGCAACAUGGGAGGACAGUCGACGGUGCGAAGCAUACUUCAUAAUGCUUUACCUUCGAGCUGCAUUCUGGAUUUUCACUUACCUGUUUGAUCACAUCGUACGGGCGCAUCAUGAAAAGUUACGGUUAAACGGUUAUCACGAUUUCCACCGUGCCACCGAACAACACAAAAGCGUACCGCUGCAGAUUGUAUCCCUGUGGAAUACGUUCCUGCUCGCGAUCCAAACGCUUAUUCAGCACUACUACGGUGACGCAUUCGGUGAGAAGUGCAUUGCGGUCGGUUUGCUAUCGCCGAUCAUAUACAUUUCCGCUUUUUCCGGCCUGGAAACGAUUGUACUGUGCAUCGUAAACGGAAGCUACAUUGCUACUGUACGCCGGUUCAAUCGUACCGCAUCACCACCGGACGCACUACAGGAUAAUCGUGGUUUCAGCGGUGGUUCCCUGGGGCUUACCCAGCGAGGCCUUAGUACGGCAGAGCUGCUGGAGAAGCAGGCUGAUCUGAUCAAGUAUUUGAAAGAUCAUAAUUUGAAGCUGAAUCAAAAGAUAAUGCAAAUGAACGCGCAGGUGCGAACGGUCACGUACCCGGGAUAA
Anopheles marshallii is the source of this 795-nucleotide messenger RNA. Its product is annotated as transmembrane protein 192-like. The record is from RefSeq and is a predicted model, not a curated record. The coding region runs from base 1 to 795 and encodes 264 amino acids. The transcript is spliced from 5 exons. NCBI's taxonomy places the organism in Eukaryota, Metazoa, Arthropoda, Insecta, Diptera, Culicidae. Gene Ontology annotation, cellular component: late endosome; lysosomal membrane.